GGAGAAAAGAAAUCGGCAUUGCCUUGGUGUUACCGUCGAGACAAAAUCUCCUCUCCCUCUCUGUCAACUCUGUGUUUCUCUCUCUAAAUGUUGGUUAAUCUUUUCUCUCUCUGAAGAUUCGUGUCCGUUUUGAAGAUACUUUCUCCUGAUCAAUUUUGAUUGUCAAGAAAGAACAAGAACAAAGAAGGUCGAGAAAUGACGACUUCUCAUUCUUCGUCUUCUCCUCUCGCUUCGAGCGAAGAGCUAGAAGAGGAAAAACAACAACCGCAACAGGUAAAGGAGUGUGUACAUAAAACAAAGACGAUACAGUUCUUGGGCAGGACGACGCCUAUCGUCCUUCAAAACGACAAUGGACCUUGCCCCCUCCUGGCCAUCUGUAAUGUUCUUCUGUUGAGAAACAAUUUGAAUUUAAGUCCUGAUAUAUCUGAAGUUUCUCAAGAGAAACUGCUGUCGCUUGUUGCAGAACGGUUGAUUGAUUCCAAUAGUAAUGUCAAUAAUAAAGAUGCAGGAUAUGUUGAAAAUCAACAACAGAAUAUUGCUGAUGCAAUUGAUCGGUUACCACGCCUUGCAACCGGAAUUGACGUAAAUAUAAAAUUUAGAAGGAUAGAUGAUUUUGAGUUCACACCUGAAUGUGCCAUAUUUGAUCUACUUGACAUUCCUCUAUAUCAUGGUUGGAUUGUUGAUGCCCAGGAUUUUGAUACUGCUGAUGCCAUUGGGUUCAAGUCCUACAAUGCUUUAAUGGGGGAGCUUGUUGCCCUAGAAACCCAAAAGACUGAAGGUGAAUAUAAAAUCAAUUCUGGAGAGGAUUAUGUUGAUUUUGCUGCUGCAACAACUGCGACCUUAGGGGUUCCUUCUCCGUCCCUUUCAAAAACUAGAUCUUUUGAUGAUUCCCAGCUUACAGACUCUGGUAACAGAAAAGCGAGAAAAGGGGAUCUUGAAGAAGAAGCAGAGUUAUUGAGAGUGUUGAAAUUGUCGGAGACUGCGUUGCCAACUCAAGUAGAUGAUUCUCUUGUAAGCAGUGCUAAUACAGGAACCAUGCCUCCUGCUGGUUCAGAUGAGAUUCAGUCCACCAAAAAGGAUGUGCUUGUUAGUCCAGAUGAGCGUCUGUCUACUAAAGAAGAUGCGCUUGUUGGUACUGAUAAUACAUUAGAGCGGCAUAUUGAUUCAGAAACAGUGUGUUUUCUGAUCACUGAUAAUAGUAAUCAGACAUGUUUGAAGACGAAUACAGAACAAGAAAUGUCUGCAGUCCCGGCCAUAGAUGGAGGUGUUUACCUUGAUCUGUCAUCUUGUACAAAACCUAGAGAACAAGGAAUUUGUGAUGUUGUGGAUAAGAAGAAUAGUUGUGAGGCACUGAUGGUUGAUAAAUGUAGCAUUCAGUCAACGGUGGGGAACAUCACCGAGAUGCCAGUUGUUGUUGAGGAUGCACCUUGUAUUUCUCCUGAUAAAGGUAGUGCAUCUGUGAAUGAUAACAGUGUGAACAAAUCUCAAGGUGAUGAUAAAGUUGAGUAUCAGUUUACUUCUGUAACUGGUUUUCAUGAGCCAGUAGAAAACGUGUGUGUUUAUGAUACAGCAGAAGCAUCAGGCUUAAGCAUGUCAAGUGGACAUUUGGAUUCUAGUGGCAGAUUGCAGCAUGAUGUACCUGAAGCUUUUACCUCAAGUAUUGAUGGUAGUGAGCCCAUAUAUGAAGGCGAAGAAUGCAUAUUUGAUUCAGGAUCUAUGGCAUAUGAAAAUAGAGAGCCUGUGUAUGAAGGUGAGGUAAUCCUUGCAGAACAAGCUGAUAACAUUGCUGCGAGUUCCAGUGCUGCAAGGGCUAAGGACGGACUCACUCCAGAACAAGGAGAAGUGAUAAGGAUUUUUUUGAAGAAUAAUGCUAGUCAAUUAACCUUUUACGGGCUUUUCUGCUUACAAGAUGGUCUAAAAGAGCGUGAGCUUUGUGUUUUUUUCCGUAAUAAUCACUUCAGCACCAUGUUUAAGUAUGAUGGUGAACUUUAUCUGUUAGCUACAGAUCAAGGUUAUCUAAAUCAGCCGGAUUUGGUCUGGGAGAAACUAAAUGAGGUCAACGGGGAUACAUUGUUCAUGACAGGUAACUUCAAGGAGUUUAAGGUAGAAAGUCAAACAACAAAUGAUGCAUGGGAUGAACAUAAUGUUGUGGCCAGUACUGCUGACUAUCUUGCAAGCAUUGAUAGUGCAGCACAAGCGGGGUUGGAUAUAAACUCUGAUCUACAACUAGCCAUUGCUCUGCAACACCAGGAAUUUGAGCAACAACCCCAGCGUCACAAUUCGCAGCAACCAUCAAAUGGUAGUGGUUCAAAAUUGAUAACAGGACCACAGGUUCCUCAUCGCUGGGACACUUCAGGAGGCAGGAAUGACUGAACCAAUAAUAUCAUUUACUGUGGUAGCUUUGUUUCUAGCAAUUCUAUAUAUAAGGGGAUAUUUGUCUUUUAAUUUUUUUGAACUGCACUAAAAAUCUUCUCAGAAACGGACCUUGAACCCAUUACCAAUAUUCCAUUUAGUGUGAUGAUGUUUUUUCAUAUAAUAUAACCGUAGUUGCUGUUUUUAAUUUAAGAGAGAUUUUGUGGCUCCUCGUUAUACCAUUUUGAUUCUAUCACUAUU
Messenger RNA from Carica papaya (papaya), 2613 nucleotides. RefSeq names its product FAM63A-like protein (DUF544). The record is from RefSeq and is a predicted model, not a curated record. Gene Ontology annotation, biological process: protein K48-linked deubiquitination. Gene Ontology annotation, cellular component: cell periphery; cytosol. NCBI's taxonomy places the organism in Eukaryota, Viridiplantae, Streptophyta, Magnoliopsida, Brassicales, Caricaceae. Gene Ontology annotation, molecular function: cysteine-type carboxypeptidase activity; cysteine-type deubiquitinase activity; K48-linked deubiquitinase activity.